This is a messenger RNA of Solea senegalensis (Senegalese sole), 7414 nucleotides long. RefSeq names its product zinc finger, NFX1-type containing 1 (gene znfx1). Gene Ontology annotation, biological process: regulatory ncRNA-mediated heterochromatin formation. The coding region runs from base 475 to 6174 and encodes 1899 amino acids. NCBI's taxonomy places the organism in Eukaryota, Metazoa, Chordata, Actinopteri, Pleuronectiformes, Soleidae. The transcript is spliced from 19 exons. Gene Ontology annotation, molecular function: helicase activity; zinc ion binding. The record is from RefSeq and is a predicted model, not a curated record. Gene Ontology annotation, cellular component: nucleus; nuclear RNA-directed RNA polymerase complex.
GGAGGUGUCUGGACAGUACAACAAUAACUACUCAGAUAAUGAAACUAAAUUAUAGUCCUUCAUUUUUAUAAAAUGUAUUUUUUUGUGUGUCACCUGCAUGUGUUAUUCAACGCAGUACUCAAUAACAAUGUGCAUGUUGUUGACUCAUGCAUCUCUUAGUCAGGAUUGGGUGUGUGCUUCAUGAUGACAGGUAGGUAUUUGGUCGGAAACGAAAACGAAACUGAAAAGAGACCUUUAAAAGUGCGGUUUCCUGUUCUAGACGGUCAGUGCAUGGCAGCUCAAGCUCUCAUCACACUGCUGGCAAAUCUGCAUCAUUGAUUUCAAGUGGAACUAUUCUGUCCAGAAACCAGAAAACUUGCCCAAUUUUCAACAACUGCCACAUGCAAGCCAUUGGAAAAACUGACUUUCACAAACCAGAGAAGAGGACCUAAUACUGGUGACAGUAUAAAUGGCAUUCAAGUAAAAACAAUAUACAUGAGAAAAGCCACGGACACACGGGCAGCCACUGCCAGAGAGCAAGAGGGCAGAAGAAGUGCAGGGCUAGAAAUGGAGGAGCGACGUGAAGGAUUAUAUUGGGGAGACAGGGGAAGAGGAGGACGUUUAGAAUUCGGGAGAGGAGGAGACAGGUAUGCAGGAGGAGCGAUUAAGGGGGGAGCAAAUGUAGGUGGAGCGGGGCGUGCAGAGCGACAGAGAGGUGGAGUGGGUGGUGCAGAGCGACAGAGAGGUGGAGCAGGGGGUGCAGAGAGAGGGCAAAGUGUGGAUGGGAGAAGAGCACUAGGAGGUCACAGAAGAACUGGUUCGAGAGAUAGACAGAUAAGCAAUGGAGGGAGAUCACAGUCUACUAGUGGUGUUAGGGCACCAAGGGGCAGUCGUCUGGGCUACAAAACACUAGAAGAACUCUCUGGAGAAGACCCAUCUGUGGUGGCCAUCACUCUCUCAUCAUCCCCUGCUCUGCAAGAUCACCUGUGUGCAACAGAAAUGAGACAGGACCUUGUCGAACUCCUCUGCCUGGUGAUGAGUAAAGCCUUCAAAUCACAAGCAGAGAGAGGGACCCUGCAGCACCUGGCUAGCCUCAUAAAGGAUUCUUUGUUCUUCCGCACCACUCUGCCCCACUAUCUGGCUGGCAUGGUGUCAGAGUUCAACCCUCUCCGCAGGGAAAAGUACCCUCAGCAUCUAGAAAACAUCCUCACUCUUCUCCAUCAGGUACUUAGCACCUUCCCUGCCAGCUCAGUUCAGGCAGUGAGUUUGCUACUGACGCUGCUCCAAGCCUCCAUGAACAACCUGAGUGCAUCGGGAGUGGACAUUCAGCCUCAAAUAGAGGAAACGGUGAAGGAUCUUCAGAGUCUGGUCCUUCACCUCCAGGAGAAAUCUAGGGACGGAACUCUCCGUUCAGACAGGGACACCUAUUCCCUCCUAAGUAAUGGUCAAGAUAACGCAGAUGAAGAAGGGACACAGCAAGAUUUCCGCACCAUACCCAUCUACCCACAUCCUGAGGAGUUUCGGCAGGACUUCAGGCCCUUCCUGAGACCCAAUUUCGUCUCUCGGCCCUUCAAACAAACCCACAUCUACCUUGACACCCACUUUCGGCUACUGAGAGAGGACUUUGUUCAGCCACUCAGAGAUGCAGUCCAGCAAUUAGUCUGGCUAAAAACGGAUCAAGGAUACACUGAUGAAGCUUUGAAAGCAAAGCGCCAUGAUGAUAUCCUUGUAUACUUUAAUGCACAGUUGUUGGGGCGCAAAUGCACACACACAGGCCUUGCCUACACGGUCCAGUUUGAUAUUAAGCCACUUAAGUUUGUGCGCUGGGAGAAUUCCAAGAGGCUCAUCUAUGGUUCCUUGAUCUGCUUGUCCUGUGAUAACUUUCAGAGUCUACUGUUUGCCACAGUUUCAGACCGUGACCCCAAACAACUGCAAAAAGGACGGGUCCUGGUUACUUUUACCGAAAGAAGCAGAUUCCAGCUGGCUGGACUCGAGGACAAUCAAGUGUUCCUUAUGGUCGAGAGCACAGCCUACUUUGAGGCCUAUAGGUACGUUUUGGAGGGCCUUCAGGAGCAGCGGGAGGACGAGCUGCCUUUCCAGAGGAACAUUGUGGAGUGCAGGACCGAUGUGCGACCCCCAGCUUAUCUGCAAAGAAGAGAUAUGUAUGACCUGUCGUCGAUUGCUGAACCUAAAUAUCAGAAAAGCAUGCCGCCCUUUCACAGCCUGAAGGCAGAACACUGGCCCGAAAUGGAGAAGUUGGGGCUUGAUGAGUCUCAGAUGAAAGCUCUAAAGCUGGCCCUCACACAGGAACUGGCCAUCAUUCAGGGACCUCCUGGCACUGGAAAAACACACGUUGGUCUUAAGAUUGCACAAGCUCUGUUGACCAAUCAGGAUCUUUGGAGGGAUGAAAAUGGAAACAGUACAGUACUGGUAGUGUGUUAUACUAACCAUGCUCUGGAUCAGUUUCUUGAAGGUAUACACAAAUUCCUGAAAAAGGGCAUCGUGAGAGUAGGAGGUCGGAGCAACAGUGAGAUCCUAAAGCAUUUCAAUCUGAGGGAGAUCAGUCGCUCUGAUAUCUUCAAACGUUCACUGCCGCCUCACCUGCGUAUAGCAUUUAAAGAGAUUUUUAAGCAGCUUCAUGAAGAGGAGAGGAAGAUCGAGAGUGACUGUGCAAAGCUGGAGUGUUCCUGGAAAGGCAUCCUGCAUGAAAACUUCCUACAGGAAUUCAUGUCAAAUACACACUGGGCUGGUCUGCAUAGGCCAAAUUAUAUUGCGCAACAAGUCUGUGAGUCCUUAAAUCAGAGGUUCAGUCCGAUCAUGGAGUGGUUGGGUGUGGGCUCCAUCGUCUUCCUGCAGAGGGAGACAGAGAAUGCAAAUGAAAAUGAGGAUGAGGAAGAGAUGGAACUGGAAAAAGAGGAACUCAUUGAAAUCACAGAGGAGGCAGAUCUGAUCCAGGCAGAGCGGAUAAUUGACGACGACAUUAGUCCCAGAGGUGAUAGAGAUCAUGGGAAGAAGGGAAACAUGAAGUCAGCUGUCAGAGAAGUAGAAGAAUUGAUGCUGGCUAUGAACCUGGAGAAAGAUGAAAUACAGACUGAGCAGCGUGAGGAUGAAUGGGAGAUGCAACGGGAACAGAAGAAAAAGCUGAUGCGCAAAAUCAAAAGAGAGCUACAGCAAAGCUCAGCCAUGACUGACGAGGAGGCAGAUAAGGUCUCCGAUGUUUGGGCCCUUACUCUGCCAGACAGAUGGAGACUCUAUCGUUUGUGGGUGGCACGCUACAGAAAAGACCUUAACACCAAAGCGGUAGGGACUGAAGAGGCCUAUCAGAAUGCAGUGGAAAGACUGGCCGAAGUACGACAACAUGAGGACCUCUUUCUCCUCAAGAAAGCCACGGUAAUCGGCAUGACAACAACAGGGGCAGCCAAAUAUCGUUCAGUUCUACAGCAAGUGCGUCCACGUCUGGUCAUUGUAGAGGAGGCUGCACAGGUUUUCGAGGCCCACACUAUCACCACACUGAGCCAAGCGUGUCAACAUCUCAUCCUCAUUGGAGACCACCAGCAGCUACACCCCAGUGCAACAGUGUAUGAACUUGCUAGGAACUUCAACCUGGAAAUCUCCAUGUUUGAAAGAAUGGUGAAUAUGGGAAUUCCUUAUGUCAGGCUCAACUACCAGCAUCGUAUGAGGCCAGAUAUUGCUCGUCUUCUGACCCCCCACAUCUACAAAACACUGGAAAACCAUUCCUCUGUGUUGGACUAUGAAGACAUUAAGGGGCUUAAUACCAAUCUAUUCUUUGUGGAGCACAACCAUCUCGAAGAAAUGAAAGAUGGGAAAAGCCACCAGAACCUACAUGAGGCCAUGUUUGUGGUCGCUCUGUGCCGCUAUCUUCUCCUCCAAGAAUACAAACCAGAGCAAAUUACCAUCCUUACAACCUAUACUAGCCAGUUCCACUGUCUGCGCAAACUUAUGCCUGCUAGCCAGUUCCUAGGUGUCAGAGUGCAUGUAGUAGACAAGUACCAGGGGGAAGAGAAUGAUAUUAUCUUGUUGUCUCUGGUCCGAAGCAACCACCAUGGUAAAGUUGGCUUUUUGAGCAUCCCCAAUCGUGUCUGUGUAGCCUUGUCCCGUGCCAAGAAAGGUCUCUACUGUAUUGGUAACAGUGCAACACUUUCCCGUGUCAAACUGUGGACCAACAUCUUUCAUACGUUGCGAGAGAAAAAGCAGAUCGGUGAGGCUCUGACCCUGUGCUGUCAGAAUCAUCCAGAUCGGCAGAUAAAGGCUACUUGUGGUGAGGACUUCAAACAAGCACCAGAGGGUGGCUGCACUCAGCCUUGCCAAUUCCGUUUGGAUUGUGGCCAUGUUUGCGCAAGUGUCUGCCACCCCUAUGACCCUGAGCACAAGAAGUACAAGUGUGCCAAACAGUGUCAGAAGACUUUAUGUGAUCUCAGUCACAAGUGCCCACUUGUGUGUUACAGAGAAUGCCCAAAGCAAUGUCCAGUGAAGGUUCAGAAGAUCAUACCCCAGUGUCAACACCCUCAGAUUGUUCCUUGCCACCAGGAUCCAGAAACAUUUAAAUGCAAGGAGCCUUGUCAGAAAAUGCUCAGUUGUGGUCAUCCAUGUAAAUCCACCUGCGGGGAGCCAUGCACUAGUACGUGUAUGGCAAAGGUCUCCCUUGUACUCAAGUGUGGCCACAGCCAGCAGGAUGCUUGUUUUUACAAAACAGUGAUAGAGGAGCCUGUCUGUAGGACCCGAUGUAAGCAUCAGCUAAAAUGUGGCCACUUCUGUCAAGGUAGCUGUGUGAAGUGUUAUCAGGGACGCUUCCAUAUUCCAUGUUAUCACAAGUGUGAGCGUCUCCUGGUGUGCUCUCACAACUCCAAGCAGCCCUGCUUUCAAGAGGGUUCCCCUUGUCAGAGACCAUGUGAGAAUUGUUGCGUCCACAGUCAGUGUAAGAAGAGUUGUGGGCAGUCCUGUACUCCAUGCACUGAGCCCUGUUCCUGGCAUUGCCCUCAUCAUAGAUGCAGAAGGCUUUGCAGUGAGCCAUGUGAUCGUCCACCUUGCACCCAACCCUGUGGCAAAACCCUGAAGUGUGGCCAUCCAUGCAUAGGCCUGUGUGGAGACAAAUGUCCCAGCAAAUGCCGCAUCUGUAACCAUGAUGAGGUCACAGAGAUUCUCUUUGGGACUGAGGAUGACCCUGAGGCUCACUUUAUUCAACUAGAGGACUGUGGACACAUCUUUGAAUACACAGCCAUGGACAAGUUCAUGGGAAUGGAUGACAACAAGGUGGCUACUGAGGAAGAGGUGGCCAUUAAACUAAAGGAAUGCCCCAAGUGUCGGACUCCAGUCCGCAAAAACCUUCGAUAUGGAGCUCACAUCAACCACAGUCUGGCUGAGAUUGAGUUGGUAAAGAUGAAGAUAAAUGGAAAUGCUAAAGAUACUGAAAAGCACAGGGAGGCUCUUAAUCAACAGUGGGAGGAAAGACUUGCCACCUCUAGAAGUCUUCAGCAAUACAAGGACAUCAGUGACAUGUUGGAAAAGCCUCGUCUCACAGCAAAAGAUCUGUGGGUGCUAGAACAUAAGAUGGCUUUCUUAACAAGAGUUACGGAGCUCAUUGAGAAAACAGAAAACAUGUCAGAGAACCAAAGUUCCAUGUUUACAAUGGAUGCUGAACAGUUUGUAAUCUGGCUGUAUUACCACAACCAACAUUUUACAGAACAGCAGGUCUAUGAUUUGGAGAGACAGUUACAGAGGCUCACGUUUCUUGCUGAACUCAACAUCCGUUGUCAUGAAGCAGAGAAGAGAGGACAAGGUAGAACGAUGCAGCUUGAGGUGCAAACAAUGAGAAAAGUUCUACAACAGCUUGGCCAAUUCACUGAGCAAGAUGAAAGAAGAGUGAAGGAAACCAUGAAAGAGCUGAACAAGAAGCUUCCACUCCCAGGCUUGGGAAUUUGUGAUGAGGAGAGAAAGAUGAUCAUCUCAGCCAUGAAAGUACGUGCUGGACACUGGUACAAAUGCCCUAAUGGUCAUGUCUAUCUUAUAACGGAGUGUGGAGGGGCUAUGGAGAGUCGACAGUGCCCUGAUUGUGAUGCUACUAUUGGUGGGGCCAGUCAUAGAUUGGCAGAUGGCAACCAAGUGGCUUCAGAAAUGGAUGGCGCACUGCAUCCUGCUUGGUCUGAGGCCAACAACCUUCUUAAUUUUGAACUCUGAAAGAAAGAAAACUCAAGAAUAAGGAGGGAACAAUGCCACCAUGGGAAAGAGCGUGGUUCCAGGAUAAUUCACUAAUGACUAAUAUAUAUGCAUGUGCUUGAAAAAAAAGAAAAUGUACUUAUUUGCUAAUCGAAGUAUGUUCCAAACAAAGUUGGAACUAAUCAAACCAUGAAGUGCAAAACAAGCUAUGGAAAUAAACAAAAAUGGAACUGGAAAUCUAUUCAUCAUAAACAAAUCAAGCUUAGCGCAGCCCCUGCGUCAGACAUUGUUGGUUCACCUCUGAUGGAAGCACAGUGCUUGUCUCACUAAUCCUGUAGACCAGGAGGACCCAGUGGAACAGAGAGGCAGGAAGUGGAGGAGCGUCACCCAAGUGCGAGAGAGAGGGCAAUGUGCCCUCUGGUGGCAAUUGGUGGAAAAGAGCAGGGGUGACGGACUUAAUUCCCAAGAGAGGAGACAUCUCUCUGCCACAAUAGUUUUGCUUUCCAGGCCAAGCUGCCAUCUUUUCAAUCCCCACCAUUGGGUGCAAAACCUGACAAACAUAAAGGCUUGAGUAGUUUUGCAGAUACUUUGAAUAAUAAUGUAAGCAUAGUGAGAGACGUGUGUGCCCAGGUGGAAUUUAAACCUUCCAUUUGUAGAGUUGAAUAAACCAAAUGCUAUAGUAAUUUGGUCUUAAAGUUAGUGUCUUAUCGAUGCCAUCUCUACAUUUGUCUUAUGCUGGUAUUGUGUUGGCUGCAUUUCAAAUGAUCAGAAACUUGCUUAUUAAUGUUCUCUUGGAGGUGUUUCAUCAGCAAAGUUUGUUUAGGUCCAGCGUCUUUUCAUAACACCGGAUACUCUUAGGAGACAGAAACUGUGUGAUGCAAUGUCAUAGACACAAGAUAACCCUGCUGCUUACAGUAACCAAAAUAUUUAUGGUAGUUAUCGUGUUACCUUUGAGCCUCCUCGCGUUCAAUGAAAACCAUGUGUCUUGGAUAAAUAAUAAAUGAAAGGUUUGUUUCAGAGUUAAUUUGUUUGUGUACAUAGUUGUGCUACGGAGAUUUUGCUUUUAACUUUUACUAGUGCACAGCAUAAUUGCAACAUAUUUCAGCACGCCAGCUAUUUCCUGCAUCUUAGAAAUACUGGGAUGUAAUUAUCCAGACAUUUCCCUGCAUACCUCUGAGAAAAAAAAGUAUUUUGAUGUGCCAUGUAAUUGCUCUUUAUUGUGUAUCUACCCCUAAUAAAAAUCUAAUCAUUUUGAAGUCCA